Molecule: messenger RNA, 2661 nt
Organism: Candidula unifasciata
Lineage: Eukaryota; Metazoa; Mollusca; Gastropoda; Stylommatophora; Geomitridae
Source: the annotation of a GenBank genome assembly
AUGAUAGAAGAGGAAGAAGAGGAUUCAUUGUUUGAUCAGAGUGAGCUGCUGAUCCACAACAAGCGGCAGACUCAUGGCAAGGUUCAGUGGAAGAAGAAAGGGCUGAAAACAGUGGCUCUUUCUUUGGCAUUCUUUUGUGUGGGGUUGUGCAUUGCCAUUCCUGGACCAACUCUCCUUGAACUUGGCAGGAGAGUUCACCGAGACACAGAACACAUGACCUUCAUAUUCACAGCCAGGUCUGUGGGCUUCCUGAUCGGCUCAUUGGUCGGAGGGGUCCUGUUUGAUUUCUUUGACCAGCAGAUAUUGUUGUUCUACACGCUGUCCCUUGUUGCAGUGGCUACUGUUGGUGUUCCCUGGUGCACAGCCCUGUUGUCACUGUCAGCUUUAAUCUGUGUACAGGGUGUGGCCAUUGGGGUCCUGGAUACAGGUGGAAAUGUGUUUUGCAUCAAGAUCUGGGGGAAGAGAAGUGCUCCUUUUAUGCAGGUCCUACAUUUUGCUUUUGGUAUUGGAGCAUUUCUAGCACCUUUAAUUGCUCGCCCGUUCCUGUUUGAUACCGACACCUCCCACAAUUCAACACUUGGCAGCUAUCAUCCGGUGAAGUUUAAAGUCAGAUCCGUUGGUAGCCAUCCAUUAACCCAGGAUUCAUUUGGAUUAAAUUAUUUGAAUCAUGAUUACAACUUUCUAAAGUCUCAUUCUGAUUAUAAUGGGAAGAUUCUGAAUAAUACUACUGGUCAGAAUGCAGCAGGCACCGAAACAUCUGGUUUUAGUGCAAACUGGGACACAAAUCAUUUGUAUAAAAAUGAAAUCAGUUUGAAUCAACAGUAUAGUGCCAUGUUUGAAUAUGGAAGGUUUCCAGGUUUUAUGAAAUUCCGUAUGAAAAGGGACAGUUCAGGUAAUCAAACUGUGAUUGGGCAAAAGACAAAUAGGGAAAAUGAAACUGAAGUAGUAGCCAAUAAUGCAGAAGUGAAGGUAGAAAGCACCGUAAAGCUUAGCCAGGCAACGACGAGGGCUAAGAAACCAGAUGUUAAUAACGGGGAUGCUCUUAGUAAGGAUCAUGCAGACGCAGAAAUUAUCAAUUCUAAAAUUAUUGAUCUCAAAAAGAAUGCCCCACAAAGUAAUGUGGAUACACAAAAGGUGACACCAUUAGUCCCAGUACCAACUGAUGGUCAGAACACAACUGCAAGGGUUAUGAUAAAUGGAAGUCAUGUUUCCAACAGCACUGGUAGUGCUUCUGUUCCUUGGACUGGUCAUGUGUCUACUGGACAAGCUUCAAAGCUGGAGCCGGGGUCUAGCAUUUUACCAACAACAGUGGUGGUUGAUGUUAGUGAUUCAACAACUACAGCUGCCAGACCAGCUGAAGGAGUCCGUGCUUCUGGGCCUGGUACUUCCAGAGUAACACCAGCUCCUUCUUCAUUUACUCCAACACCAUCCAAGAUGACUACAGCUACUGCAAACAUAACUAUUGCAACUACUGGGAGAGAAGCACCCACAGUAGCCAAUGCAACCACAACUGCAGCUACCCUAACAACUGCAGCAGCACCAACAUCAUCAAGAGAAACUACUUCUGCAGCACCAGCAUCAUCAUCAGAAACUACUUCUCCAGCAGCAAACUCAACUAAAGCUUCAAGCAACACUACAGCCAGCAUCACCACAAAUAAAUCAACUGCAGCUAAACCAGAGACCACAGGAGACCUGUUACAAGAUGUAGUUAAUAAAUUAGCAGGCAUGUCCAAGAUUCAGUUUGCCUACACAGUCAUUGGCCUGCUUCUGACUGUCAACGCUGGACUGUUCCUCUUCCUUCACUGCAAAGAUCAAUCGUUAAAGUCCCCACAGUUUACACCACACAGUCGAGAUCUAACCAGAAAUCCAUUGUCAGCCUACUUUGUAGCAUCUGUAAUCCUUCUGCUGUUCUUCUUCUUCUUGGCCUACAUGGGCAUGGAGGCCACAUUUGGGGGUCUGCUGAUGACUUUUGCCGUGGAGUACUCAGCAAGUCCGCUAACUUUGUCUGAAGGAGCUACGUUGACUGCUCUCUUCUGGGGCUGCUUGGCCUUUGGAAGAGGCUGUUCUAUUUGUAUUGCUCGUUACUUGAAACCUUCACGGAUGAUGAUGAUGAACUUAGGCCUCACGAUGUUUGGGGCUUUGAUCCUGAGCUUCAGCAUUCCAGUGAAUCCAGCAGCAUUGUGGGUAGGAACGGUAACGUUGGGUCUGGGUAUGUCUUCGUUGUUUCCCACAGCUGUGUCCUGGGCGGACUCUUGCUACCCGUUGUCGGGCAGAGCCACAGCUGUUUUUGUGGCGGGGUGUGGUGUCGGAGAGAUGACAGUUCCAGUCCUGACUGGGUACCUGUACGAGGUCAAGAAUAAGAUGUCUGUGAUGUAUAUGAUGUUGUUCUUGUCAUGUCUCCUGUCUACGUUAUACGUUACCAUACAGGUAUUGGUGUAUCAGAAAGUGAAGUCUGUGCACCGAAAAUCUACGUCUGGCUUCAUGCGACUGCAGAACAUCGAGCAGCCGGAUGAUGAUAGUGACUUGGGUAUCGCUGAGGGAAUUAAUUUGGGCCUCACAGAAACAAUGUGGAGGAGAAAACUGCAGGGAGAAGAGGAGCGAGGGAAAGAGACGAGCGAGAGCAGCAAAUUUACAGAAGUGACCAAGUUGAUAGAAAUGUGA